AAGAGAUUUUCUUUUCUUUUAAUAUCUGUACCAUGCUUGUAUUUGAAGACGAACAGCAAAAAUAGGAGAAAUGGCAGUAAAAUUGUCAGCAAGAGGUCUUCCCUUUGUGCUGCGAGCGAUAGGCAACAGCUCAAACGCUAAAUCUUGGCCGUCUCUCAGGCGCGCAUUUUCCAUUUACGACCAGAUCAAUGUAUUGCCUGGCGUCCCGAAGGACCUGAUUCGCAUCGAAGGAUGUACAGAUACAGGAUUUGUGGCCAAUGGAGUGCAAUAUGAAGGUUCAUUGAUCUGCAUAAACAAUUUGAUUCUUUCAUGGAGUCCAAGACAACUAGUUGAUGUAACUUCUGACAGUUUGUCCAUUUUUCAGCUCUUACAACCUGCUCCAGAGAUACUAGUGAUUGGGUCUGGAAAACGCUCUGAGUUGGUAGAUCCAGGCAUCAGAAAUUUUCUUCGUACCAAUGGCAUCAAAGUGGAAUCUGUUGAUUCGUGGAAUGCAGCGGCAACUUUCAAUUUUCUUAAUGAAGAGGGCAGAGUAGUUGCUGGUGCAUUUUUGCCAUUAGGAAUUUCCAGCUAAUAGUACAAGGCAGUUUUAUUUGAAUAUCAUACUAGUGUUGUUGAAAAUGCUUUGUUACUCUACAGUGGGGAUGUGAUGCUGAGCCUUUCUGAAGGUCAUUUUUUUGUAUUUAACUGAUUGCUACUGUAACAAGGCUGAAACCUAUGUGAUGCUUAAAGAUGAACCAGACUGGGCAUCCAUGACUCUUUCAUGCUCAUUUAUUUUCAAAAUUGUUGGAAGCUUCCUUUGAUGGAAAUAUUUGUAAUAAAUGGUCAUUCACUGGGGUUGAGUUCCAAUUUGACGUGGAUAAAAUGAGAAAAAACAUCAGCCAUAAAAAAACAUACAAACAUAAAAUAAAAACCAGUGUAAAUUAUAAUGCAGAAAAUGAUUCUGUAUGGAUGACCUUUAAAGAAAAACAAAACUGAAGGUUAUAGCUUA
Cryptomeria japonica (Japanese cedar) is the source of this 988-nucleotide messenger RNA. RefSeq lists its product as uncharacterized. Lineage: Eukaryota; Viridiplantae; Streptophyta; Pinopsida; Cupressales; Cupressaceae. The record is from RefSeq and is a predicted model, not a curated record. Gene Ontology annotation, cellular component: mitochondrial inner membrane. The transcript is spliced from 6 exons. The coding region runs from base 71 to 571 and encodes 166 amino acids. Gene Ontology annotation, biological process: mitochondrial respiratory chain complex I assembly.